GGCUGGCUUCAAAUGACAGCAGCGGGCCCGGCCCGUACAGUCCGUCAGUCUUUCCGGGGUUCACAUAGAAAGGCUUCCGUGCUUGUGGAGAGCCGAGGACUACCGAUGAUAAAUUGAUAGCAUACAUAUGCAACAUCUGCAUUAAAAAAGCAGACGCAGAGCGACUUGCAGAAAACGCCCAGCGAGUCACGGCGCUAAGGAUUUUUAGUGAACCACAACUACAGCGGCUAACAGUUCCCUGCUAAAUAGUUAGCCGGAACCGCAGACAGGUAUGUCUGAAGUUAGUCUUGAGGCCGAGUCGGGGAAGACCUCAGCCGAGACCCCUCAGAUGGAUUGUGAGAAUGCUGAGAAAGCAGAGGAGAGUUUAAGCGAGGACUUAGAACAGGACAGUGUAGACAACAGUGGGGGGAGAGGUGACAAAACUGAUGUGAUGUACGACAUUGAUAUUGAUGGUAACGAAGACGAGGCAGAGGCCGGUGGAAAGGAUGUUCUCAAGGAGGACGGGGGCAUUGAGAGGGAGAAUGUACUGGCUGGCAGUGUAGACAAUGGGAUACGUGAGACAACGCGCCAUGUUGAGAGAGCCAAAGCACCAGAGGAUAAUCACAGUGAAACAAAGGAGAACACAAUGGCUGAGGAAUCCCAUAGGAGCUCAGCUGCUGAGAUCCCAGUCACCAGCAAUGGAGAUGUGGAUCAGAGCCCUGACGCAGUAUUUAAGAGGGACCCUGUGGCUCUAAACCUCUCAGAGUCUCAUGUCAGCUCCAUCAAUUUUGCUUCAACAACAGAGGGCAUCAUAGAAUCAGGACCAUACAAAGGGUCGGCAAGCCUGCCCACGUCUCCCGUGACACCUGUAGCUCCCAGCUCGGCUGUCGCUAGCCGCCUGGCUCGCUCUGCCAGCGCUAGUCAGGCUGACAAAGAUACGAUGAAACCACAGCCGCAGAGUGGAGCCGUGGUCCUUUCUGAUGACCUAAAGAACCCAGCCAUGGAGAAACUGGACCUAGUGAGAAAAUGGAGCAUCAACACAUAUAAAUGUACCAGGCAGAUCCUGUCGGAGAAGCUGGGUCGGGGAUCGAGGACCGUCGACCUGGAGCUGGAGGCCCAAAUCGAAGUGCUGCGCGACAACAAGAGAAAGUACCAGAACGUGAUCAAGCUGGCUCAGACGCUGGCUAAUCAGCUGUCCCAGAUUAUGCAGACGCAGAGGCAGCUGGGCGACGCCUUCGCUGACCUCAGCCUCAAGUCGCCAGAACUCCAUGAGGAGUUCAACUACAACGCUGAAACCCAAAAACUUCUGUCCAAAAACGGAGAGACCCUGCUGGGGGCCAUCAACUUCUUCAUCUCUAGUGUCAACACGCUUGUGGACAAAACCAUCGAAGACACCAUGAUUAAUAUCAAACAGUAUGAAAUAGCCAGGGUAGAGUACGAUGCGUACCGUACAGACUUGGAGGAGCUGAAUCUGGGGCCCCGUGACGCCACCACCAUGCCCAAGAUUGAGCUGUCCCAGCAGCAGUUCCAGAUCCACCGGGAGAAGUAUGAGAGGAUGCGAAACGACGUCUCAGUCAAGCUGAAGUUCCUGGAGGAGAACAAGGUGAAGGUGUUGCACAACCAGCUCAUCCUGUUCCACAAUGCCAUAGCUGCGUACUAUGCUGGAAACCAGCAGCAGCUGGAACAGACACUCAAGCAGUUCCACAUCAAGUUGAAAAUGCCAGGUGGAGACAGUCCAUCUUGGCUGGAAGAGCACUAAACGCCCCUUCUGAAAUCCUCUCGUCUUAGUUUGACAUGAGAUGUCAAAUUCUACAGAAACUACAGGAACCUCUUUCUCCCCUUUAACUCUACUGUCACUGCUCGUCAACUUUCCGAACUGUAAAUCUUUUAACAAAAUGCACAAAAGGGUUUAAAAAAAAGAAAGAAAAAAAGAAAGAAACAGCUCCCACAUUCCUUUUUACUCUUGAUGUUAAAUCAUUUUUCAACUCUGAAGUUAUUUGAAAUCAUAAGAAAAUGCACUUUUAUACUGUUUGACGGAUCCGUCGAACAGACGUUGCUGCAGCGAACAUGUGUGGAAACUCUAAAUGGCCUUUUGUACUCCAGUGUAUGAAUGUCGUGUCCCAGCACAGCGGACGUGUUGUAAGGGCAGCUAUGGAACAAGAACGACUGCCACCUUCCUUUACACUCUUUACAUCGGUCUUAUCAGCCGGCUGAGACAGGGAUCAAAGUCUAAACAGGAAGUUUAUUUUUUUAACAUGAAUUUCUUUCAUGAUUUCACAUGAAAGCUGUUAUGAUAAAAAAAAAAAAAAAAAAGGGGGCAUGGUUGCAUUCAGAUUUCUGGAUCAUCAUCAUCAUGGUAAAUAAACUUUCUUAUUGUGAUUUAAGUAAGGUUAUCCAUGCUACUCUAUCUGUCCUUUCAGUAUAAGGCAUGCAAGCAGCAGCAAGUUAGCGUAAAGACUGAAGAUGUGGAGACAAGCGGCCUGGCUCUGCCCACGGUUUAAAGAAAUCCGACUAAAACAAAAGCCAAAUUUUACGAAGUCAUCGUUGUGGUUUUACGGUGGAUAAAUGUAUAUUUGGGCAGAGCCGGGUUAGUUUCUUCCUCUUGACUCCUGGCUUUACGCUACGCUGCCUCAAACUUAAUGGUGAACAGACACGUAUGAGAGGAGUGGCCAUCUUUUCUUCUGACGCUUUGAAACCAAAGUAUUUCCCUAAACUCUGAAACACUCCCGUUUAAAAAGAGAUCUCUUAUUAUUGUCCGCUCACAACGAAUCCUCCUCUUUUUUUUUUGUGAUGCGUUUUUUGCUACUUUUAUUUAACAUUAUCCUCUGUUUUUUUUUUUUUUUUUUUUAAUCCUUUCUCUACAUUCAGGGCAUGUGACUGAAUGGGUGGAAGUGUUGAUUCUCUUAAAUUCCCGAGAAAAUGAAGGACCAGCCUUAUGUGACUAAAUGUGCCUUGAUUUCUUGAAAUUGUUCUAUCUGAUCUUCUUACUGAAAACAGGCACCCUCUCAGCACCACCAGUUUUCAGGGCUGACUCUCAAUGAAAGACAAUGGACCAAACAAACAAACUCACAUCCAGCGCACACUCCAUUGGAGAAGGUGCAGAUGGAGGCCUGUACAACUGCACAUGUUGGAGCACGUCACAAACAAACGAAGCCGCCUCCACUUACUCCAGAGCGUUGGAAGACAUGCUGUUCUCAAAGAUAUUUAUCCACAUUGCACAUGUGCACGUUUAUGCACUUGUAUCAAAUUACAAAAACCUUGUAAGAACUAUAUGAUGAUGAUGAUGAUGAUGUGAGGUUUAAACCAUAACACGGUUAACUUGAGGAAUUCUGCCUUUUGUAAAUUUGAGCGAGCGGCAUCCUUUGGCCCAGGCUGCUAACAGUUGAAUCGAUUUGGUUAUUAUAUAAAAGUAUAUUUUUCAAAGGGGACUUCUGAAUGCGGGUAUGGACGACCAGUUGACAUGUCCUCACUUUGUGGAUUUGUACUUUUUCUUAUGGCUCAUUAUAUUAGUUUGAGAGUGUGAAUCUUGUACAACAAUCUAUUGUUUCCUUGAAAAAUAGAUGGAUAUAUAUUUGUAAUCUCUAUAUUUUCCUGUUAGUAUGACCAAUGCUGCCAUUUGGCUUUUUUUUUGUUUUUGUUUUUGUUGUUUUUGUUUUUUCUGAAGACCAGAUCAGCUAGUACUGCUUCAGUAUGUACUAGUGGAUAUCUACCUUAUUAAUGAAACAUUAACAAAUGUUGAGUGGAGAGGAUUCUGAAUGUUGUGUGACUUCUUUGGGAAAAUAAAACUUCCUUUUUCUUUAA
Mugil cephalus (flathead mullet) is the source of this 3780-nucleotide messenger RNA. RefSeq names its product ADP-ribosylation factor interacting protein 1 (arfaptin 1) (gene arfip1). Gene Ontology annotation, cellular component: trans-Golgi network membrane. The record is from RefSeq and is a predicted model, not a curated record. Gene Ontology annotation, molecular function: phospholipid binding; protein domain specific binding. Lineage: Eukaryota; Metazoa; Chordata; Actinopteri; Mugiliformes; Mugilidae. The coding region runs from base 272 to 1738 and encodes 488 amino acids. Gene Ontology annotation, biological process: regulation of Arp2/3 complex-mediated actin nucleation; intracellular protein transport. The transcript is spliced from 10 exons.